GCCAACAGCGAUGCGUAGUGAGUAGUGAGUAGCACAAUUUUCAUGCGUACAGUUCACAUUGAAAUUAUGCGUGAUCGUCUUUCAUCACAAAAGUCUAUGCUUAUGAUUUGACCUGUUUCUGCUCCAAUCUGAUAUCAAAUUUCAGGGUCUGUAUUGAGUCCUUGAUGAGAGGGGAAGAAAAUGUGGCUGCUUCAAGUAUAUAAAGACAACAAAUGUGGUGGUGUACCUUAUUCUGUGCUCAGUGGUUCACCAACUCUGAAUCCCAGUUAUCAUUUUCUGUUAUUCGAUUACAAAAAAUCAACUCUGAUAUUUGUUCCAUACAUUUCUCUACACUAUUAAUUCGGAGUUACUUUUAAAAUAAUAGUUUAUUUAUACGUAAGUUAUUUUUAAUCAAAUAACACAUCAGUUCACAUCAAGAUCUCAAUCGAAAUGAAGCUGACUUGGACAAUUUUUCUUGAAGCUCCUUCGUCCAUUCGUCAUUUAUCCAGUUUACUGUUGUUAGCAACUCUCUUCCUAUCAGCAUACAGUUUACCCGUGAAAGAGGACUACAAGAAUAUUCAGAAUGGUACUGGGAAAAAUUUGAUAUUGGGUGGAAAACACUACCCUAUUCCGCCUGGUACUGACAAAUCACUGUAUGGAAAAUACUUCGAGGGUGAUAUCUUCAUGGAGAAGGCACCGAAACCGGGAGGGAAAAACGCAGUUUCUGAUCCUGACUUACUCUGGCCUUAUGGUGCAGUCGUUUUUAAAGUUGAUGAUAAUGUUGGAUGCCCUGAGUCACCACAAUGUGAAAUUCUCGCCAAGGCACUCAACCACUAUCAUGCAAAAUCUUGCAUCAGAUUCAAAGAAUGGACUGGCGAAGAAAAUUAUGUACACAUAUUUUUCAAUACUGAGAACAGUGGUGCCUGCUGGUCACCUGUGGGCCGCAUUGGUUCCGGUGAACAGCGAUUAUCAUUGGGCCAAAGGUGCUGGUACUUUGGAAUAAUUGUUCAUGAGCUUGGUCAUUCAAUUGGAUUUUGGCAUGAAAUGAAUCGGCCCGAUCGCGAUAGUUGGAUCUAUGUGUUUUGGAGUAACAUCAUCCCGGGAUACGAAACAGCAUUUGCAGUUCAUGACGAUAACUCAGUCGAUAUGCUGGGCGAGCGAUUCGAUUAUAAAUCUAUAAUGAUGUACGACGAGUAUGCAUUCUCUAAGGAUGGUAUCUCACCCACUCUCCAAGCGAGAAAUUAUGAAGAGAUUGGUCCCAUCUGGAAGAAGCGAGGAUUGAGUGGAAGUGAUAUAAAAAGGCUGCAAAAACUGUACAAAUGCAGAGGUAACAGACCAUUGACUGGAUUUCCUUACGACAUUACAUGCUCAUUCAAUAAAGAUACAUGUGGAUUCAAAAAUGGCUUAACUGCAGCUUGGAAUUGGAGAACAGUAAACUCUACAGAUGGCUACGUAUAUACAUCAUACGAAUCAGCAGGAGGAGCGCUUGGUCAAUUCACGUCUGUCAAUUUUCAUCCAAUAAGCUCAAAAGACAAGACAAGGGGACCACUGGGGUGUGUUCGAUUUUGGUAUCUAUUGCAAGGAGAUGGAAAAGCUUCUAUUAAGUUGCAACAUUCAUACCUUCAGAAAGUGACACAAUUGAAUCCUGAUCCGGAUACGACUUUUGAUCUAUGGGAGAACGAUACUGUAACAGGUGACUGGAUUCAUGUGGAGGUGCCUUUCUACAUAACCAGGCCAUUCAAGCUUAUUUUCCAAUCGCAGUUUGAGUCAGAGGCGAGUUAUGGAACAAUAGCAUUGGAUGAUGUGGAAAUACUUUACUCACAGUGUACCAAUGACACAAUAAUUACCGCGUCAAUAUCAUCGCUUGGCUCCAACACCCAACAAUCGGUCACCGACCAUCCCAUCACAUCCAAGUAUCAAGCUCCUCCUCCCCCUCCGCCAACUCCUGACUCCAAACCAGAAACGAGCACUUUACAGGACGAAUCUAAUGAAAUGCUUUUUGACGAAGGAAUUGAAAGUGAUGAAAACGGAGAAGAUUAUCUCACAAACAAAGUGAAAGUAUGAAACAGAUCCUGGAAAAGUUAAUUCUUGUGAAAUUAUUGAGCCAUGUUAAAUAAAAAUGGUUAUUUAUUAUCUUUUGAGAGAGAUGUGUGUUU
Messenger RNA from Nilaparvata lugens (brown planthopper), 2135 nucleotides. RefSeq names its product meprin A subunit beta. Bases 430 to 2043 code for a protein of 537 amino acids. Gene Ontology annotation, molecular function: zinc ion binding; metalloendopeptidase activity. Gene Ontology annotation, cellular component: membrane. Gene Ontology annotation, biological process: proteolysis. The transcript has 11 exons. Lineage: Eukaryota; Metazoa; Arthropoda; Insecta; Hemiptera; Delphacidae. The record is from RefSeq and is a predicted model, not a curated record.